CGGACUCGGAUCGAAAAGAAACGGACCCAACUCGGGUCGUCAAGUCUCGCUGUAAAAAUAAUAGAAAGCCCAUCCAAAGUGCGCUCGCCAUAUGGUAGGCCUCUCUCGCCCAACCACCCUUCGUAUAACCACCGCCACCGCCACUGGGUUUUCCGAUCUCCAUUGGCGUCUCUCUCACCAUGAUGUGCUUAUAAGACUUGUUCCCGUUCGCAGUAUUUAUCAUGACUCUCCGAGGUCAGAGAGAUAUCGAGGUGGGGCUGGCAUCGGCCUCGGCGCCGAACCUUGCCUACCUGGCCGAUCGACUUUCUCCUUCUCCGUCUUCGUCGCAGAGGACGGCUCCGACGCCGGCGAUGUUUGUUUCGGCUUCCAGCAAGGCCUUGGUGAUUUCGAACUCCGGGAAGCGGAUGGAUCAGUCGAGUUCCGGUAAGAGGAUGGAUCAGCCUAAUUCGGCCAGGAAGAAGUAUGUCAAGCAGGUGACUGGCCGGCACAAUGACACCGAGCUCCACUUGGCGGCGCAGCGGGGGGAUGCGGCGGCGGUAAGUCAUAUUUUGGCCGAGAUUGAUGCGCAGAUGUUGAAGACGCUCAGCGGAGCGGAUUUCGACGCCGAGGUGGCGGAGAUACGGGCCGCAAUCGUAAACGAGGUGAAUGAGCUUGGCGAGACCGCGCUGUUUACAGCCGCCGAGAAAGGACAUGUCGACGUCGUGAAGGCGCUCUUACCGUACUCUACCAAGGAAGGCCUCACGGCGAAGAACCGCUCGGGCUUAGAUUCGCUGCAUGUGGCCGCGACUCAAGGUCACCAAGCCAUUGUCAAGAUACUACUAGACCAUGACCCAGGGCUAUCCAAAACAAUUGGUCAAUCGAAUGCAACUCCUCUUGUAUCUGCUGCUUCAAGAGGGCAUUUAGCUGUUGUGAAUGAGUUACUGUCAAAAGAUUCCAACUUGCUAGAGAUAUCUAGAUCCAAUGGAAAGAACGCGUUACAUUUAUCAGCCAGGCAAGGGCAUGUGGAUAUUGUGAAAGCAUUGCUUGAUAAGGAUCCACAAUUAGCAAGAAGAACUGAUAAGAAAGGACAGACUGCCUUGCAUAUGGCAGUAAAAGGGGUUAGUUGCCAAGUGGUGAAGUUACUUCUUCAGGCAGAUCCAGCCAUUGUGAUGCUCCCAGAUAAAUUUGGUAACACGGCAUUACAUGUGGCCACCAGGAAGAAGCGCUCAGAGAUAGUGAGUGUGUUGUUACUCCUGCGUGACACCAAUGUAAAUGCGCUAACCAGAGACCACAAAACAGCCCUUGACAUUGCAGAAGGACUUCCUCUGUCUUUAGAAACGUCAGAAAUAAAGGAGUUUUUGUCACAACACGGUGCUGUCAGAGCAAAUGAACUGAACCAGCCAAGGGAUGAGCUCAGAAAAACUGUUACAGAAAUCAAGCAUGAUGUCCACACUCAGCUUGAACAAGCUCGGAAAACCAACAGGAACAUGAAUGGUAUUGCAAAGGAGCUCCGGAAGCUCCACAGGGAAGGAAUCAAUAAUGCUACUAACUCUGUGACCGUGGUGGCCGUUCUCUUUGCCACAGUGGCAUUUGCCGCUAUUUUUACGGUUCCUGGAGGUGAUGACGACAGUGGAACUGCUGUGAUGGUGGGCAGUGUGUCUUUCAAAAUUUUCUUCAUCGCCAACGCUGUUGCACUCUUCACAUCGUUGGCUGUUGUGGUGGUGCAGAUCACAGUUGUCAGGGGGGAAAUAAAAUCCGAGAGGAGGGUUGUGGAAGUGAUCAAUAAGUUGAUGUGGUUGGCCUCUGUUUGCACUACACUGGCAUUUAUAGCUUCAUCUUAUAUUGUGGUUGGCCGGCAUCAUAAGUGGGCUGCAAUUUUUGUUACGUGUGUAGGCGGAGUUAUAAUGGCAGGCGUGCUUGGGGCUAUGACUUAUUAUGUGGUAAAGUCCAAAAGGAAAAGGAAGGUAAGGAAGAAAGAGAAGUUUUCGCAGAGUGGAACCCACUCCUUUCGUCACUCAGAUUUUUCAGACUCAGAAGUAAAUCCAAUUUAUGCCAUUUGAUGUCAACCCUUACAUUUUCUUCCUUUCUUCUGAAAUAACAAAAAAAUCAGAAGAAGUGGUGCAGUUUAUCUGUAAUAGGUUCUUUGUUAAAUGCUUUAUCUUCCAAACAAGAUCUUGCAAAUGGAUGGAUUUCCUGGAACUGAAUGAAUAUUUUGUGUUAAUGAAA
Messenger RNA from Diospyros lotus (date-plum), 2205 nucleotides. RefSeq names its product ankyrin repeat-containing protein ITN1-like. The transcript has 4 exons. The coding region runs from base 222 to 2039 and encodes 605 amino acids. The record is from RefSeq and is a predicted model, not a curated record. NCBI's taxonomy places the organism in Eukaryota, Viridiplantae, Streptophyta, Magnoliopsida, Ericales, Ebenaceae. Gene Ontology annotation, cellular component: plasma membrane. Gene Ontology annotation, molecular function: protein phosphatase 1 binding; protein phosphatase regulator activity.